AUGGGUCCAGCGGCAAUCUCCGACGAAUUGAGCGAAUCAUUAAUUAUCGCUACCAUCAUAAUCGCAUGGCAGCGGUGGGCUCGACAUAAGGAGCUCGUGUCGAGAUCGCGUUUGGUACUGACUCUCCGAGAAAAAAUUACAGACCUUGUGGAGAGCCUCAAAGCUCUCGGCUAUCCGAGGCUCGUGCCGAUGGAUUCGUUCAGGAAACCGAGCUUCCGUCUGAUGGCUGACAUCCUUGAAUUCCUGAUGACGCGAAUCGAUCCUGAGUUGAAUCUCCCACCUGAUGUUGACCAGGAGCAGGAUCGAAUUUAUUUCGUGAAAAUCAUCGCUGAAACUAUGAUUCUGAAGGCGAAUUUGAAACUCAGCACGAAAAGGCUCUAUGGAGCGGACGGGUAUGCUGUCAGGGAAAUGCUCAAACUUGUGGAACUCCUGAAAGAGACACUGCAAGCAAACCGCUCCGAGACCGGCAAUCUGGACGAAGACGAAAAUGAAGAAGAAUCAUACGAUUCCUACGCCAUCUCGUCGAAGUUUUCAGAGCUUCGGAAAGCUCGUCAGCUGGCUAGCGAGCUGACAAACGAAGGCGUGCUGCUAUUCGAUUUAUUGGGGAAAGAGGUGGCAUUGAAAAAAGUCAGGAACGAUGCUCUGUCUCGACACCUCGAAAUAUCGCAGGUGGAACGAUGUCUCGGUCAAGUUAUUGAUGCCGUCAAGAGUGAAGUUGGGAAGACCCGAACCCUCAUUGAGAAUGUACACGAAGACGAGGCGAACUUGGGACAGAAAAUUGAAAAGAGAAAACAGGAGCUGGAAAGAAGUCAGAACAGACUGCAGACCCUCCGGGCCGUGCGGCCAGCUUAUAUGGACGAGUAUGAGAUCCUCGAGGACGAACUAAAAGGAGUUUACGAGGAAUAUAUCCGAAAAUAUCGUUGUUUAGCUUAUUUGGAGCAGCAACUCGAAGAACUCGAACGGCAGGAGAACGAAGAGAGAGCGGAGCGUGAGGAGCAAGUGAGGCGAAUCGUUGCGAAAAUGCGACAGAGUGAGAUCGAGAGUGAACUCGGGGAGGACGAGUCUGAAAUUCCCGACGACGCUGCUGCGACAAAAUCAAGAACUCGUCGCGAUCCUACGGGUCGUCAGCGCGUCUUCGGUUCGAUGAGCGCCCCGCUGAAGGACUCUGACUCAGAUUUGGACUUCGGUGAUGACAAUGGAUCAAAUUCAUCCGAUGACGUCGACCUCGCAGCUUUCGGCGCGGUCAAGCCCCCGUCGAAACAGCAGCCGGCGAAUGACGACACCGACAACGAUUUCUGA
This is a messenger RNA of Galendromus occidentalis (western predatory mite), 1299 nucleotides long. It is a transcript of the gene Cluap1, whose product is annotated as clusterin associated protein 1. The record is from RefSeq and is a predicted model, not a curated record. NCBI's taxonomy places the organism in Eukaryota, Metazoa, Arthropoda, Arachnida, Mesostigmata, Phytoseiidae. Bases 1 to 1299 code for a protein of 432 amino acids. The transcript has 9 exons. Gene Ontology annotation, biological process: cilium assembly. Gene Ontology annotation, cellular component: cilium; intraciliary transport particle B; microtubule organizing center.